Rattus norvegicus (Norway rat) is the source of this 3639-nucleotide messenger RNA. Lineage: Eukaryota; Metazoa; Chordata; Mammalia; Rodentia; Muridae. The record is from RefSeq and is a predicted model, not a curated record.
GACGGCGGGUCAACAGUCAGGCGCUGCGGCUUUCCGGACGCGGGAGGCCCGGCUCUGCGGUGAGUGCGGCUUCCUUCUGCAGGUCGCCGAGCAUGGCUCUCCACCGCUGGGUGGGCGAGCGAGCCUCCUUCGGCCCCGAAAGCAGUUCGGCCGGCGUUGUAAGAACUCCUGUGUUCUCAGGGCCGCCCGACUCCCGCUCGCUGCCCCAGUCCUUGCUUGGUCUUGGACUUGUAUUACAGUUUUGCUUUCUUUUCCUUUCGGUUUAUUUUUUUUUAUCAGCCCAGGCUGGUCUCGAACUUGCGGCAGUUAUCCUGCCUCAGUCUCCUAGGUGCACCACCUCGGCUGUCACUUAAGAUUUUCUGCAGGGUUUUAAGCUAUUUAUAGCCCUCAAGAGCCUUUAUGUUCUCCCAUGUUCCCAUAGAAAUAAGCCCAGACAUGAAGAUCUGAACAUUUUUAUAAGAAGAUGCAGUUUGCUUGGAGUACACAUACACAAUGAAUAGUUACAUAAAAUCCUGAGUUUUCGAAAAGAAGACGAGUAUGGUACAUUUGUGCAGCAGAAAAGCCGUGGUGAAACAGGGUUCUUGUAUUUGUGAUAACAGAAGAAAGCCAUGUCUCCAAUUGACUCAUUCUUAAUUAUAAUAGACUUAUAGUGAAUUGGGCCUUAAACACUGGCAGACUUUAUAAAAUGCAGUCUAAGAUUAUGUACAAAAUACUGUCUGUUGACCAGAUGUAUUAAAAUGAUAGACACAGAAUUAAGGUGGUGAUAUAUGAGAUUUAUAUAACAAUGAGAGAGUAAUAGUUUAUGCUUUAAGCACUGUUUAUUUAUAACAAAUCCUGUAGUCUUAGUAGAGCUGUGCUGACUUCCCUGGAAGUUAUGCAGUUGAUGUAACCCACUUUAGAGAGUCCUGUGAUAAUGAUGAGCUGUAUGACAUUAGUUCUGAGGAAAUACAGGAUGCAGACUUCAGGUCCUUUCCUUUGCUAGGAAAAGAAGUAGUUCAGACAUCAGAUUUAAGUCCUUAAAGGGAAAAGAGCCCGCAUAUAUACAGUCAGCAGUUGCCCUAUAACUAAUAACGAGAAGUAGGUUCUGGGUCUAUAGCUCUCGGGUUACCCAGAAGAGUUCAUGUGAUUUCCCAGAGAGUCCCGAGCAGUGUCUUGUCAUAUGAGACAGAUUUGUCCUGUGAGUGUGAACUCAUCAGUUCAGUCAGAAGACCGUGAAUGUGUCCAGUUAGCUGUCUGCUGUCUCAUUCCCGUCUAUGGUAGAGAUCUUGUGUGAAGUAGUGAGGAGCUUCAUAUGGAAGUUUAAGCUGCCAGAAAUACUAUUACUAUUCCUGCACAGAACUCUCCCAGAGACUUGUCCAGGGUGCCUUACCCCAGUAAACUAACGGUAUAAUGGAGAAUAGCACAGUCUUGUCAAAUUGGACAAAAGAAAACAAAGAAAAAAUGAAGUAUGACUUUUCAUGUGAACUCUACAGAAUGUCCACAUACUCAGCUUUUCCCAGGGGAGUUCCUGUCUCAGAGAGGAGUCUGGCUCGUGCUGGCUUUUACUACACAGGUGUCAAUGACAAGGUCAAGUGCUUCUGCUGUGGCCUGAUGCUGGACAACUGGAAACAAGGGGACAGUCCCACUGAGAAGCACAGACAGUUCUAUCCCAGCUGCAGCUUUGUGCAGACUUUGCUUUCAGGCGGUCUGCAGUCUGCAGCUAAGAACACGUCUCCUGCGAAAAGUAGAUUUGCACACUCGCUACCUCUGGAACAAGGUGGCAUUCAUUCCAGCCUGCCCUCAAACCCUCUCAAUUCUAGAGCAGUGGAAGACUUCUCGUUGAGGAUGAAUCCCUGCAGCUAUGCCAUGAGUACAGAAGAGGCCAGGUUUCUUUCUUACAGUAUGUGGCCAUUAAGUUUUCUGUCCCCAGCAGAGCUGGCCAAAGCAGGCUUCUACUACACAGGGCCUGGAGACAGGGUGGCCUGUUUUGCCUGUGGUGGGAAACUGAGCAACUGGGAACCGAACGAUGAUCCUCUGUCAGAGCACAGGAGACAUUUUCCCCACUGUCCAUUUCUGGAAAAUACUUCAGAAACGCAGAGGUUUAGUGUAUCCAAUCUCAGUAUGCAGACACACUCUGCUCGGAUGAGGACGUUUCUGUACUGGCCAUCGAGUGUUCUUGUUCAGCCUGAGCAGCUUGCAAGUGCUGGAUUUUAUUAUGUGGAUCACAAUGAUGAUGUCAAAUGCUUUUGUUGUGAUGGUGGCUUGAGAUGUUGGGAACCCGGAGAUGACCCCUGGAUAGAACAUGCCAAAUGGUUUCCAAGGUGUGAGUUCUUGAUACGGAUGAAGGGUCAGGAGUUUGUUGAUGAGAUUCAAGCUAGAUAUCCUCAUCUUCUUGAGCAGCUGUUGUCCACUUCAGACACCUCAGAAGAAGAAAAUGCUGACCCUCCAGUUGUGCAUCUGGGCCCUGGAGAGAAUUGGGAAGAUGCAGUGAUGAUGAACACACCUGUGGUUAAAGCAGCCUUGGAUAUGGGCUUCAGUAGGAGCCUGGUGAGACAGACGGUUCAGCGACAGAUCCUGGCCACUGGUGAGAACUACAGGACGGUCAGUGAUAUUGUCUCAGCACUUCUGAAUGCUGAAGAUGAGAGAAGAGAAGAGGAGAAGGAGAGACAGAGUGAAGAGACGGCAUCAGGUGACUUGUCAUUGAUUCGGAAGAAUAGAAUGGCCCUCUUCCAACAGUUGACGUGUGUCAUUCCUAUCCUGGAUGAUCUUCUUGAGGCCAGUGUACUUACAAAGGAGGAACAUGAUAUUAUCAGACAGAAAACACAGAUACCCUUACAAGCAAGAGAGCUCAUCGACACCAUCUUAGUCAAGGGAAAUGCUGCAGCCAGCGUCUUCAAAAACUCUCUGAAGGAAGUCGACUCUACGCUAUAUGAACACUUAUUUGUGGAGAAGACGAUGAAGUAUAUUCCCACAGAAGACGUUUCAGGCUUGUCAUUGGAAGAACAGCUGCGGAGAUUACAAGAAGAAAGAACGUGUAAAGUGUGUAUGGACAGAGAGGUCUCUAUCGUUUUCAUUCCUUGUGGUCAUCUGGUAGUCUGCCGGGAAUGUGCCCCUUCCCUGAGAAAGUGCCCCAUCUGCAGGGGGACAAUUAAAGGGACUGUGCGUACGUUUCUCUCAUGAAUGAAGGAAGCUGUCUGAACAAAGAAUUACUGAUUCAGCUACGCAGCAGAACAUAUGUGCUCUACUCUUUCAAGAUUAAUAAUCUUGCUUUAUGUCAUAUUGUAUAUUUAAUCUUAGUCUGUUGCAGGGGAGGGUCUAUGCUGAUGAGCUACAGGAGUGUGUAUGUCCCAGAGCAGGAGUGGGGAUGCUUGCUGUGUGUCCUCAGGACUUCCUGGAUUUGGGAUUUCUGAAAACUUUGGAUUCAGGUGAUGUGGAACUCAGAAAUCCUGAAACCAGUGGUCCUGGCACUCAGCAGUUAGCCCUGUGCUUCUUGGUGCUUUUCCCUUCUGGAAAAUAAGUAUUUUUCUGUUACUAGUAAAUAAUAUUUUCUGUUUAUGAGAAACAUACUGAAGUUUUUUUUUUAAAGGCUUGCAUCAUCAGUGUGUGUAGGAAUGUAUGCAGGCAGAACACUGUGUACAUAAUAAAUCUUUUAAAAAUGUU